GGAAAAGAGUAGUUGUGCAGCAUCUAUAAUGCAGCUUCCUGUAGAUUUUUUUGCCAUUUGAUCGCUGCAGUCAGUAGUUACUGUAAUGCGGAACAAACUGCUGCCCUAUCAGAUCUCAAUACAUCAGUUUCAUGCAGGUCUCAGUGUUACACAAUAUCACUGACCAUGAACAAGAUGAAGAAGAAGCUGCCUGAGUGGAUCCUGAAUCACAUCCUGGAGAUUUUCUACCUGCUGAUGGGAUAGUUGUAGGCCAGUGUUACUGUGACAAGGUGAGUUCCUGUUACUUGGAGUUCUUGGAGUAUUGGGGCUGACUCACGUGUGACCAACAAGAUGACGACUGAGAAGAACCAAACCUCAGAGAUCUACAUGGUGACUGGGGAGGAACAAAUGGAGUUUGAUGAAGUUGCAGUUUAUUUCUCGGAGGAGGAGUGGGGCUGUUUAACUGAAGAACAAAAAGAGCUUUAUAAGGAUGUGAUGAUGGAGAAUUACCAGACCCUCAGGUCUCUAGGAUAUGUUCAUGCAAAACCUUUGCUUGUUACAAAGAUUGAGCACAGAGAGGAGCCGUAUGUGAGCAGCUUUCCAAAUAAAAAAGUGACUGACAAAUAUGGAAUACAGAGGCAUCCUUAA
Messenger RNA from Bombina bombina (fire-bellied toad), 627 nucleotides. Its product is annotated as zinc finger protein 707-like. Bases 331 to 627 code for a protein of 98 amino acids. The record is from RefSeq and is a predicted model, not a curated record. The transcript is spliced from 6 exons. Gene Ontology annotation, biological process: regulation of DNA-templated transcription. NCBI's taxonomy places the organism in Eukaryota, Metazoa, Chordata, Amphibia, Anura, Bombinatoridae.